Molecule: messenger RNA, 474 nt
Organism: Coffea arabica (coffee)
Lineage: Eukaryota; Viridiplantae; Streptophyta; Magnoliopsida; Gentianales; Rubiaceae
Source: RefSeq, a predicted model, not a curated record
AUGACAAUUGAAGUUUCUUCUGUUCAGAUAUUUCUCAUCAAAAGAGUACUGACUACUAACCUGAGAAAAAGGAAGAAACCUACGAAUGGAACCUUCCUGGAUCCAGUUUUCUUCCAUAAAACAGUCUUGUCAUCAUCUUACAAGCAAAUUAUUGCAGAAGGUGAAAAUCUUGAUUUCUGCAUUGCUGGUGAUGAGGAUGAGACAAGGUACUUAUGGGAUACUGGUCCAUCCAGCAGUGCCUGUACUGAUGAGAAUGAAAUCAUCUUCAGUCUUCAAAAAGAGCCCGAAAAGCAAUACAUAGGUGUUCGAAAGCGGCCGUGGCGGAAUCAUGCAGAAAUGAGGGAUUCUACAAGAAAUGGGACAAGGGUUUGGCGUGGAACUUUUGAUACUGCAGAGGAGGGAGCUUUGGCCUACGAUCAUUGCAGGAAAUGGGAUGUGAAGACAUGGGUGGAGAAUCCCCAGUUGCAGCCUUGA